Rubroshorea leprosula is the source of this 2514-nucleotide messenger RNA. The record is from the annotation of a GenBank genome assembly. Lineage: Eukaryota; Viridiplantae; Streptophyta; Magnoliopsida; Malvales; Dipterocarpaceae.
AGUCACUAUUCGUCUUCGUGGAAAAAAAAAAAAAAAAAAAAAAAAAAAAAGAAAAAAAGGAAAAAGGAAAAAAACAGAAAGAGCUUUAGCUUUACUCUGUACGACUUUUGAGGCGGAGGCGAUCACGAUUCACGACGGACUUGAGCAUGGAGAAGCCAGCAGUUCUCAAAACCGACGGUUCGGAUUUCCCCGACGUUCUGGACUACCAAUCUGGAUUCGGCAACCAUUUCUCGUCGGAAGCGAUCUCCGGCGCUCUGCCACCCGACCAGAACAGCCCCCUCAUCUGUCCUUUCGGCCUCUACGCCGAGCAGAUCUCCGGCACCGCCUUCACCGCUCCUCGCAAGCUCAAUCAACGCAGUUGGCUGUACAGGAUCAAACCGUCAGUUACGCACGAACCGUUCAAGCCUCGGGUGCCUGCUCAUGAGAAGCUCGUGAGUGAAUUCGACAGGUCGAACACUUCCGCAAACCCUACUCAGCUCCGGUGGAAGCCUGUUGAUAUUCCGGAUUCACCGACUGAUUUUAUCGACGGUUUGUACACGAUGUGUGGUGCCGGCAGCGCGUUCCUUCGCCAUGGAUAUGCUAUUCACAUGUAUGCGGCUAGCAAAUCAAUGGACAACUGUGCCUUCUGCAAUGCGGAUGGAGACUUUUUGAUAGUUCCCCAGAAAGGAAAGCUGUGGAUCACCACUGAAUGUGGAAUGUUGCAAGUCUCUCCUGGUGAAAUUGUUGUUUUGCCUCAAGGCUUCCGUUUUGCUGUUGAUUUGCCAGAUGGUCCUGCACGUGGUUAUGUUGCUGAGAUUUUCGGUACCCACUUUCAACUUCCUGAUCUUGGUCCAAUAGGUGCUAAUGGUCUUGCUGCUCCAAGAGACUUCCUUGUUCCAACAGCUUGGUUUGAAGAUGCUUCCCGUCCAGGAUUUACUAUUGUACAAAAGUUUGGUGGAGAACUGUUUACUGCAAAACAAGACUUUUCUCCCUUCAAUGUAGUUGCUUGGCAUGGUAAUUAUGUGCCAUAUAAGUAUGAUCUCAGCAAGUUCUGUCCUUACAAUACUGUUUUGCUCGACCAUAGUGACCCCUCAAUAAAUACAGUUCUAACAGCACCAACUGACAAACCAGGGGUGGCUUUGCUUGAUUUUGUAAUUUUCCCUCCAAGAUGGUUGGUUGCUGAACAUACAUUCCGACCUCCAUAUUAUCAUCGCAAUUGCAUGAGUGAAUUUAUGGGUCUUGUAUUUGGUGGUUAUGAGGUAAACUGCUAUCAUAUUUGACUUCUGUCUUCUGUCUUAUCUGCUCUUUCUUUUGCUGGUGGUAAAAGCAUAUGAAUUGAAAGUUAUCCUAUUAUAUCAUCACUCUACUAAGAUGGGGGAUACCUUGGUCCAAACAUUAGACGGAGUAAGAUAAAUAUCUGUUUGUUUUUAUAUAAUAUAAGUGGUUAUAACUUAUUUUGAUAAGAUCCUUAAUUAUUGAAGAGCAUCAGAUUUGCAUAUACUUAUUUGAUAUUACUGUCUGGUUGAUAGUAAUAUCCACCAUAUUGGCAAGAUUUUCUUCUUCCCGAGUACAUGACCUUAGUAGCAAGUCAUGCUCAGUGUGAAUAUGGUAACUUGGUUCAUUCAUCUAAAAAUUCGUUUCAGGCAAAAGCUGAUGGGUUCUUGCCUGGUGGUGCAAGUCUUCACAGCUGCAUGACUCCCCAUGGUCCUGAUACAAAGACAUAUGAGGCUACGGUCAGGCAGGGAAAUGAGGCAGAACCUUAUAAAAUCACUGGUACCAUGGCAUUCAUGUUUGAAUCAUGUUUAAUCCCCAGAAUCUGUCCAUGGGCCCUUGAGUCUCCCUUUCUGGAUCAUGAUUAUUACCAAUGUUGGAUUGGACUGGAAUCCCAUUUCUCCAGCAAAGAAAUGAAUGUUAAGAUCAACAAUUUGCGGAAUGGAGCUGAUGAAAAUUGAAACAGUGGUUGAUUUGACCUUGGAACAUAAACCUUCUCCUGAUAAUUUUUUCACUUAAACAAGUAGAUUCUGCCCGGUAUGUACCUAGAAUAAGGGUAUAUAAAGUUAGCACAUACAGAGAAAUUGUUGUUGGGUUCCUGAUGAGGCUUAUUCUUGUUUGUCACUUGUCUAAAUAAUAAUGAUAGAUGCAUAAGCUACAAGUCAAUUUGUAUGUAUCUAAAUACUACGUUUGCUCUUACAUAUUAAAAAAAAUCACUACGCGUUUAUGAUUUUGGAUCUGCUUGUUUAGCUGUACAUUGUUGGCCAAAAGUUGGGAAAUCAUUUCUUUUCUUUAACAUCUUAAAUUCUAACCGAUGACUAUUUCUUGGGUGAUGAGAGUUGUUUGUAGUAUUACUUCACCUGCAUUGGUCUGAGUUGUGGACUAUAGAUAUCCCGUUUUGGGAGUAAGGGAAUCAGCAGCCCAACACAAGACUUGUCACGUCCAAAUCUUUUGUCUGUUUGGUAACAAGAAUUUCAUAGAAUUUCAACUUUUGAAAUUCAAUAUUACUGUUUAUUUUUAUUUAAAUAAAAUGUAAUUAAAUUU